Sorghum bicolor (sorghum) is the source of this 1770-nucleotide messenger RNA. RefSeq names its product noroxomaritidine synthase. Lineage: Eukaryota; Viridiplantae; Streptophyta; Magnoliopsida; Poales; Poaceae. Gene Ontology annotation, molecular function: monooxygenase activity; iron ion binding; heme binding. Bases 49 to 1578 code for a protein of 509 amino acids. The record is from RefSeq and is a predicted model, not a curated record. The transcript has a single exon.
GAGCACAUACAGGCAUCGCACAUACACAGUGGUUAGACAUUAGAAACUAUGGCGUUGUCCAUCUUCCUAUAUCUAUUCAUCUCCACAAUAGUUCUAAUUGUAUCAUUCUACUUGCACAUAAAGUCAAGAGGAUCCAAGAACCCCUUGCUCCCCAUAGAUUGGCCAAUAUUAGGAAUACUCCCUUCAUUCGUAGCCAAUCUCCGCAACUUCCAUGACUACCUCACUGCCGUCCUUGCUGCGUCAGGGUGCAACUUCAAGGUGCAAGCUGGUCCAAGCAGCACGCGAUUCUUCAUGACAAGUGACCCAACAAAUGUUCAGCACAUCUUCACCACAAACCAUGCCAACUACCUAAAGGGAGAGUCGUUCGCUGAAGUCUUCGACAUCGUGAGCGACACACUCUUGACUGUAGAUGGUGAGGCCUGCCGCCAGCAGAGAGCCAAGACCCAGAGCAUCCUGAGCAACCCAGAGAUCAUUUCGGUGAUGGCUUCUUGUUGCCACGGUAAAGUGGCGAAGGGCCUCCUCCCGUUCUUGGCCCGUAUGGCGAGCACAGGGACUCCAUUCGACAUGCAGGAAUUGAUCGGGAGGUUGGUGUUCGACCAGACUGCCACACCUGUCUUCGGCGUGGACCCUGGCUGCUUGUCCCCUGACAUGCCAUCCAUGCAAGUCGCGGAUGCCAUGAACACGGUGAUGGAGGUUGCCUUCUUCCGUCAAACCGUGUCGUCUUCGUUCUGGAAAAUGACGAGAUGGUUAAACGUCGGUCCGGAGAAGAAGCUCGCGGCCGCACAUGCAGUGCUACAUGAAUUUGUCACGGAGAUGAUGGAGAAGAGGAAUACUGCAAGGCAGCUCGGUGAUCAUGGGCAUGUACAUGACAAGGUGAGCUCCAUCGACAUCCUUUCUUACUACAUCACUGAUCCUGGAUGCAGCGAUGUCAUGCUGCGCAAGACGCUUCUCAACUACAUGAUCGGUGGGCGGGACACCAUCGGCACAGCGCUUCCAUGGCUGUUGUACAGCCUCGCAAACAACCCAGGCGUCGUCUCUAGCAUUCGCAAGGAACUAGCGCCAAUCGCCUCUCGCAUCUCGACCACUGAUCCUGGCAAGAUGGUUGUGUUUGAACCAGCAGAGACAAAACCACUGGUUUACCUUCAAGCAGCCUUGUUUGAGUCCCUGAGGUUGUACCCGCCAGGCCCAAUCGAGUGCAAGAAUGCCAUGGGCGAUGACAUUCUGCCAAGCGGUCACCGGGUGCGCCGUGGUGAAGUCAUCCUGGUCUCCAUCUAUGCUAUUGGUAGAAUGGAGAGUGUGUGGGGCAAGGAUUGCCAUGAGUUCAGACCCGAGAGGUGGAUCUCCGAGGAUGGAACCAGGCUACAGUAUGUGCCAUCUUGCAAAUUUUUGGCUUUUAACUCAGGGCCCAGGAUGUGUCUGGGCAAGGACAUCGCGAUCAUGGAGAUGAAGACUAUUGUUGCCGCAGUUUUGUGGAACUUUGAUGUGGAGGUCUUGGAAGGGCAGAGCAUCAGGCCCAAGUUAUCGAUCCUUCUGCAGAUGGAGAACGGACUCAUGGUUACUGUCAAAAAGAGAACAUAACGCAAUAUGCUAUAGAUAAAGCUAUCUGCUAUGCGUUCUCAGUAAAAUAAGGCAGCUGUUCAUUGCAAUCCUCAUAUAUUUUAAAUCAUGCCGUAUCUUAUACUUAUGUAUGUUUUGCCACAUAUAUAUUGUAAUAAGGGUAUCAUGUAUUACUGUUGAAAUGACAAGCACUAAUCUUGAGUCUUAGCAUUA